Bufo bufo (common toad) is the source of this 2013-nucleotide messenger RNA. It is a transcript of the gene FBXO8, whose product is annotated as F-box protein 8. The transcript has 7 exons. The coding region runs from base 218 to 1150 and encodes 310 amino acids. Gene Ontology annotation, molecular function: protein binding; guanyl-nucleotide exchange factor activity. Gene Ontology annotation, biological process: regulation of ARF protein signal transduction. Lineage: Eukaryota; Metazoa; Chordata; Amphibia; Anura; Bufonidae. The record is from RefSeq and is a predicted model, not a curated record.
UGACAUCAGAGUCACAUGACCUGGCUAAAGAAAAAAAAUAUCAGUGGGAGCUUAGGAAGCUGACAGCUCCAGAGUGUGGAGGGUGAGGAUCGGGUGCGGGGCGUCUGAUGGGAUCGCGCGUAGCAUGACAGUGCCAUUGUUUGGUCGGUGCCGGCAGAAGAGCAUGAACUGAGGAGCUGUGGGGCUGCGCUGUACCUUCCCGACUGACGGAUCACAGAUGGGUCAAGGGCUCUGGAGAGUUGCAAGAAACCAGCAAUUUCAGCAAGGAUACAUAGAUCAGAGCUUCUUAUCUGCGGAACAUGACAGCAAUAUGAACCACCGGAGACACACCCAGGGAGGCAUCGAUCUCUACCAUCUACUAAAAGCCAGGAAAGCAAAAGAUGAACAAGGGUUUAUUAACCUUGAAAUGCUGCCACCCGAGUUAAGCCUUACUAUAUUGUCCUAUCUCAAUGCAACUGACCUGUGCCUGGCAUCCUGCGUAUGGCAAGACCUGGCUAAUGAUGAACUGCUUUGGCAAGGGUUAUGUAAAUCAACCUGGGGACACUGUUCCAUAUACAGUAAAAGACACCCGCCAGGAUUUUCGUAUCGAAAUCUCUACAUGCGCCUGGAUGAAGGAAGUUUAACCUUUAACGCUAACCCAGUUGAGGGAGUUGAAUAUUUUUUAUCCAGGGGUAUACUUGACGACGCACCAAAGGAAAUAGCAAAGUUCAUCUUUUAUACUAGAACUCUCAACUGGAAGAAGCUAAGGAUAUACCUUGAUGAAAGGAGAGAUGUAUUGGAUGAGCUUGUGACUUUGCACAACUUCAGCAAUCAAUUUCUACCAAAUGCACUGAGAGAGUUUUUCCGGCACAUACAUGCACCAGAGGAACGGGGGGAAUACCUGGAAACACUCAUUACAAAAUUUUCACACCGAUUUUGUGCUUGCAACCCUACACUAGCACGAGACCUUGGUCUCAGCCCUGAUGCGGUAUAUGUACUGUGCUAUUCUUUAAUUCUGCUUUCCAUUGAUCUCGCCAGUCCCCAUGUGAAGAACAAAAUGUCGAAGAGAGAGUUUAUCAGAAAUACACGUCGUGCUGCUCAGAAUAUUAGCGAAGAAUUUGUAGGGCACCUUUAUGACAACAUUUACCUUGUUGGCCAUGUAGCUGUGUAGAAGAUUAAAGGGGUUGUCUCAUCUCAGACACUGGUGGCAUCUCGCUAGGAUAUGCCACAAAUGACUGAUAUGUGCAGGGUCCACCUUUGGGAACUAUCUCCAGAACAGGCUCCCCAAAGUGAAGGUGAGCACACUGAGCAAGCACCCCCACCCUCCAUUCACUUCUAUGAGAGUUCUGAUAAUAGCUGAGCACUGGCUCUUCUAUUUCUGGCACUCCCAUGAAAGUGAAUGCAGAGGUGGCCAUGCAUGUACCGUGCCCUCUCCAUUCACUUCUAUGGGAGUCCCAAAAACAGGCCAGCGUGCUCGCUUGGCUAUUAUCGGAACUCCUAUAGAAGUGACAGCGUAUGGCGCAUGUGCGGUGCACCCUGCUUUGGACUCCCCAUUCUGGAGAUAGAAGCAGGUCCCAGAGGUCAUAUAGUGAUAUGCCACCAAUGUCUAGAAUGACACAACCCCUUUAAUCUCUAGCCUCUAAAACAUUAGUCAACAACUACUACUACUACAGCUCUCCAAAGCAUUGACCCAGUUGGCAAAUAUGGGGUUAUGAUAGUGCUGGUCAUUCUAACCUCUGUCUACAAUCUAAUGAUGUGUUCUGUCAUUUCUUAGCAAUCUACCUACUUGGAGAAUCAUUUUUUAUGAAUAGAUUUGCUUAUUAUGUCUUGCACCUAACCGUGCCAUUACACUGACCUAGCCAUGUAUGACUGUUAAACUGACAUUACAAUGUAGCCUUCUUCAGGGUGUUGGAUCUAAAACACUAGAUUUUCUUUUGGAGCGCAUUUACCAAUGCAUUUUUUGUUUUUUGUUUUUUUUAAUAUCUUGUAAUUUGUACAUACUAAACUAAAGAGAUUUAUAAUCAUAAUAUAAAU